AUGUUCAAUUCUAGCAUCCCCUUUCAUCUCUCACUGCCCGUCAUAUCCAUCCCUCAUGUAAACGUCUCCUUCCCCCCAGCCAUAUACUGGCUGAGUAUCCUGCCCGUCGCCAUCCUCCUGCUCCAAUUCCACCGUCCGCAGGUCCGCCCACAAGGCUGUCGCAAGCUGGGCCUCUCCCCAGCGCAAUCCAAUCUCCGCGAUGAAUACGACCCCAAAUACACCCAGGGCGUCCCCUCCACACAGAGAGACGAACAAGGCCGUCCCGCCUGGCGCAUCAAAGCGCUCUUCACCUUCCCCAUCAAAAGCUGCGCCGAGGUUGAGCUCGACGUCGCCGACGUAGUUGCAACCGGACUCGCGCACGACCGCCAAUUCUGCUUCGCCGAGUACAUUACCCCGAGUCCGUCCCCAUCCUCGCAGCCGUCGCAGCAGCAACAACCCUACUGGACCGCGCGCACCAUGCGCGACGGCGAAUUCAGCAAGCUCGCCCUCAUCCGCCCGGAGAUCUGGGUCCCCGAUCCCACGGCACCAGACUACGCGCCGGAUCUCGACGAAGUACGUUCUCACGGCGUCCUCAUCGUGCACUACCCGCGCGUCCCCCGCAAUACCCUACAUGCCCUUCUCCUCCGCUGCGCGGCGUCAUUACACCUCCUCCCCACGGAGCUAUCCUUCACCGUCCCCCUCAUACCCCCGUCUCCAACCCGCUACCCCUCCACCGCGGUCAAAAUCUGGAAAGACAUCCCACUAGCUUGGGACUACGGCGAACACCUCCCGCCGUCACUGCGCGCAUUCCUCACCGCCAACAGCGGAGGCCGCACCCGCGGCCCCAUCACCCUCUUCCGCGCGCACCCCGCCCACCCGCGCGAGAUCUUCCGCUGCGCCCCGCGCAAGGAAGAUGUCGGCUUCCAGCCCGUGACGGCCUUCGCGGAUGCAUACCCGCUGCAUCUGCUCAACCUGGCCAGCGUGCGCGACGUCGCGCGCCGCUGCGUCGGUGAUAUCCCGCGGUUGAGUGUGCGGCGGUUUCGCGCGAAUGUGCUUGUGCAGGGGCCGCCGGCGUUUGCGGAGGACGCGUGGAAGCGGAUUCGGGUGUGUGGGCCGGCGGUGGUGGGAACGGGUGAGGGCCUCGAGAUCUAUGCCUCGUGUCGGACGAUGCGGUGUAAGUUGCCCAAUGUCGAUCCCGAUACCGGGGUCAGACAUCCUGCGGAGCCGGACCGCACGUUGAAGAGUUACCGCCGCAUUGACCCCGGGGAUUAUUCGAAUGCGGCGCUGGGGAUGCAGCUUGUGCCUGUGGCGAGGGAGUUUACGCUGCGCGUGGGGGAUGCGGUUGAAGUGCUGGAGACUGGGGAGCAUUUUUAUAUCAAGAUGCUUGCGCCGGGGGAGAAGGUUGAGGGGGUGUGA
This is a messenger RNA of Aspergillus terreus NIH2624, 1395 nucleotides long. RefSeq names its product MOSC domain protein. Gene Ontology annotation, molecular function: catalytic activity; molybdenum ion binding; pyridoxal phosphate binding. The record is from RefSeq and is a predicted model, not a curated record. The transcript has 2 exons. Bases 1 to 1395 code for a protein of 464 amino acids. Lineage: Eukaryota; Fungi; Ascomycota; Eurotiomycetes; Eurotiales; Aspergillaceae.